UCUCAUUUCACCGCCCCACUUGCCAUUUCGGAGGUUUUUCUGGCCAUGCAAACCAUCAUCCAUUGAAUCAUUCAAGGUUCAAAACUCGCAUCCAAUUCGCUUGGGAAACAAUUCAAAGCCAAGAAAGCUCCAUGCACGACUAGGGCGAAGUACCGAUUCGUCUAUCAUUCGUGACCGCAAAACAAAAUUAUUCGAGCCUAAUCAUUCACCCCUCCAAGCCCCCACGGCUAAUUGGAGGGAAUUCUUCCUAUACACCAUGGCAGGAACACAGCAGCCAAAGUCUGCAAACACAAUCUUUUUGGAUCAACCUCCCAGCUGUCUCGAAUUCUGUCCCGAAAUCCCAAAUCAUUUCGUUGUGGGCACCUACCUCCUCUCCGAAACCAAGAAUGACGACGAUGAGAUUCAGCAAACGAAAACUGGCAGCGUGCAGCUAUGGAAAUUAGAUCCUAACACAAACGACCUAUCAUUGGUUCAAAAAGUAUCCCUUCCAUACGCGGUCUUUGACCUGCACUUCCAUCCAAGAGAUCCAAGCAAAUUCGCAAUUGCAAGCAGCACAGGCUGUAUCUCUCUGUUUAGCAUUUCUGCGACACAGCCAGGCAUUCAUCAAUUGUGGACCAAGCAAGUCCAUGAGGAUUCUUCUAUCCCGGCUCUCUUCUUUGCCUGGGCCCCAGAGAAAUGGCUCUCUCAAACGGACGCCGAUGGAUUCGCCGUAACGUUCUCAGAUAGUCGAACGGCCGUCUUUGGUACCACCAAAGACAUCACGGAUGAACGCGCUAUUACUGAAUAUGGUUCUUUCGAGGCACGACAAAUGAUUGAAGUAUGGUUCGUUGCACUGGCUGCGAUGCAAGGAUCUCAGAACGACGAAUCCAAGCAGCAUAUCCCCUUUAUGUUUACUGGAAAUGAUUUUGGGUCCCUUCACACGCGUCGAUUCGAGUCCCAUAAUACCAAAGAGCAAGGCGACGAUGAACCGCUCGCAAAUCUACUCCUUGAACAUGACGAUCGAGCCCGUCACCACACUGCCGGCGUGACAUCGAUUCUCCCCUUACCAGUCUCCCUUGUUGAUGAUGCCCCAAUUCUAUUGACUGGUAGCUACGAUGAAGGGCUGCGCGUGUACCAUGCUACUCGACGAGGCGAAGUACUUGCCGAGCAAGGUCUUGGCGGUGGUGUCUGGCGGCUGCAGCUGCUAGACACGAAAGAAUUUGGCUCGGAUCGUCAGUUCUUAGUGCUCGCAAGCUGUAUGCAUGCCGGUACGAGGAUCGUGAGGGUCAGUCAGAAACAGCAGGAUCAGACUGCAGAAUGGGGGAUUGCGAUGCUGGCAGAAUUUACAGAGCAUGAGAGUAUGAACUACGCCAGCGAUGUGUAUAAAGGCUCCUCCGCUGAGCUGCUUUGUGUUUCGAGCAGUUUCUACGAUCGUCGGGUUUGCGUGUGGAGGGCAAAUGUAUAACUGGGAAUCGUCUACGAGAGUCAGAUAUCCUCCUCGGAAUCUUGUUUUCAUAAACACGCUAGACCAAACACAAUGCAACCGCAAGAGGUAUACAAGUACAUCUGCACUGGAGAACCAUGGACCGAGAUAAGAAGUUAUAAGGUAAUAGGGUGUAUCCAUUGAUUUCCAGUGGUGAAAUAGCCACCAUCGCCAGCACUUCACAUUAAACAAUCGUCUCCAGCUCCCGAGCGUAACCCAGUGUGUUCUCGAUAACGGUGCCGCUGGCCACCAGGAUAUCCUUCUCCGAUCUCGUGGCCGCCUCCGGCUCGACAGGGAAGUGUAUCCGUCCAUCACGAAGUAUCCAGCCACGCUGCUGAGCAAACUCGAUAACUGCACCCUCGGAUUCCAGGAAGAGGAGGUUCUUGGCGUUGGAGAUAGGGAGGGAGGGAUAGGCCUUCUCGGAGCAGUCUGCGAUCUCGCUGCGGAUGGUGCCGAUGAGAACCUGUAAAAUGGGGGUUAUUUAGUCACGCUGAAAGGUCAUCAUUCAUGAUUUAACAGUUGUCACUCACGUUUGAGAACAAUCCGAAGUCCUCUGAUGGCACACGCUCCGACUUCGUUUCCCGCCACACCUUAUCAUAGCUACCCUCCAUCAAGUUCCGCUCCAGUUCAACUGGAUACUUGAUAUAGGCAUCAUCCUCAAUACGACCGCCCUUCAAACUAGCCUCUUCGACCAAUCCCUCCAGCACAGUGUGGAAGUUGGCACUGUCGCCCAUGCUUAGCAAAAGAAGCAGAUAGAGUCCUGUGAUCUUGCUGCGCUGGCUAGUGCUGAAAUCAACCUCAGAGGAGCUCUGCCCGGGUACACCGGCGUGUCGCUCCAGAUCGUAGAAUGGCUGAAGCUGCUGGUAGUAUCUCGUGAAGGACUGUGCGUCGGUUUGCCGAAUGGAGGCGAGGGCGCCGAGCUCAAGGACUUGUCGGGCAAGGACAACAAGCUGUGGUGGCGUAGAAGGAGUCGGGAUGAGGGCAUUUUGCAUGAGAAGAGCACGCUUGGCUUGGCUGAGGAGGUUGUUGGCAGCGUCCAGCUGUUUGCGCUCCAGAGCGUUCUGGAGCUCUGGGACAAGGGACUUGAGGUCCGACAUGGCUGUGUGAUGUGGUGAGAUGAUAGGAAUCGGGUAUAUUCAGAAAGACGGCCCAAAUUCAGAUGGAAUAGAUGACUGCAAUAGCAGAAAUGAAGGUAUUGGGUGGUGCUGGCUUGGAU
Penicillium brasilianum is the source of this 2678-nucleotide messenger RNA. The record is from the annotation of a GenBank genome assembly. Lineage: Eukaryota; Fungi; Ascomycota; Eurotiomycetes; Eurotiales; Aspergillaceae.